AUGAAGGCAGUUACCUAUUCCGAUUCAGCGCGUAUGCUCAUGGAUGCGGAGAAACACAUGUUCGACUGCCAUGCCACAGCGGUUGAGAUAUACUGUGAGCGUUUGCGGGACCUUCUCGUCCCUCUGCCGAAAGCAAGCGAAAUCCCAAAGACGGACCACAGGCCGCUCGUCCUCCGCGAAGACCCCCAGCGCGGCGUCCUGGUGUCGGGCUUGAGUGAGAAGCGCGUGAACUCCGCGGAGGAGCUGCUUUUGCUCUUUCGAGGCGCCCUCCUGCGACGCAGAAUGCGCGAAACUUCCAAAAACACGACGAGCUCAAGAGCGCACACCGUGCUCUCUCUCCACAUGCGGACUACGAUCAAAACAGGAGAGUCUGUUCUCGAACGCCGUUCGUCUCUCCACUUGAUGGAUCUCGCGGGUGCCGAGCGACAAACGCCUCCGCCGCAAGACCUCCCCUCCUCCGUGCCCGCGUCGUCUCUCUGGCUCUCUUACGCUGCAGUGAAUGAAAAGAGGAAACAAGAAAAAACGCUCAUGGAAGAGGCUUGCUUCAUCAAUAAGAGUCUCAGCACUUUGGUCGCCGUUGUCGCAGAAGCUGCGAACCGAGGAGGCGACGCGGAGGGUUUGGCGCCGCCCUUCUCUGCCUCCGUCUCAUCGUCGCUGGAGCCGUCGCUUUCGCCCGCGGCCUCCGCGCCCGCAUCGUCUGCUCCACGACGCUCUUCACCGCCAUCCCUCUCCUCGCCCUCAGUUCCCGUCGCGGUUUCUGUUCCCUGCAGCUCCAGCGUCGACCGCGAUUCCUUGUCGUGCACCUCGGGGGCGGCCUCCAAACGCUCUCCCACGGCGCGUGGGGACGCGUGGCUGCCUUCGCGGAGUGUCCCUGCGACACGCCUCGAUGCUCAGCGGAGGGCGAGCCAACCUCACCACGCCCAACCCGCACGGCUUCUGCUAAGGGCCCGCGACUCCAAACUCACCUUUCUACUCAAAAAUGCUCUCGAUGGCAAGGCGCGCGUCACGCUCAUGGCGACUGUGAGCCCCUUGGCUGCGGACUUCUCAGCGUCUUUAUCGACCCUGCAGCUCGCCCAGAAGGCGCGGCAAAUCAGAGGCCGCCCUCCAGCGCCGCAACAGCACACGCCCCCUAGGACUUCUUGCACCACCUCUGCGCUACUAGAACAAGAAAUUCUCCGUCUCCGAGCCCUCCUCUCACAGUUCCAACACGCGCCACAGGCUGUCCGUUUUCCUCAGUUGCCUCCAUCUGCAUGCGCCCCUGCGCCGCCUUCGCCGCUUGUCUCUUCGUCCGCUUCUUCGCCGGGGCUUGUCUCGACCUUGUGCAGCGACGCGACGGUUCAGCUUAGGCGGCCAUUUGCCUUUCCGUCGUUCUCCUCGUCGUCUUUCGUCUCUGCCCCUCCCCCUCCCCUGGCUUCUCCUUCGUCGACUUCUCUAUUUUCUUCGCGUGUGUCUUCUUCCGCAUCAGCUUCGUGUCUAUUGCACAGCCAAACGCGAGGAAACGUCGCGAGUGCGAUAUCGGCGCGUUCGCCUUCUUCGUUUUCUUCAACGCCCCUACUGCCGCCGGCCUCGCUAAUGUCGCCUUCGCUCGUCCAUCUGCAUGCCGUCCCUGCUUCGCACGCCACGCGCACUCUCCCGGCAGAGCGGUCUGAAGGCGACUUUUGCGUCGAGCCCAAAUGCGGAGUGGAAUCCCUCGCCCAUGCCGCUAAGGCGGCGCGGGAUAUCGCCGCGGUGGACGCAGAGGGUAGACGAAGCGAAGGGCGAGCCAGCAGCCUCGAAAAACGCGAUAUUACGGUGCGAGAGAUCAUGGAGUCCUCAGAGGAAGAGCGGCGGAAGACGCAGGCAGGAACCGGUACCAAACUCGAACAUAAUAGCGAAGGCGAGAACGAGGCAUGCGACAGGGUAGUACGAAAACGCACGCAGGGCCGCAGGAGAGAAGGAGACGGCGAACCCGACACAAGAACAAGGGUGGGGGAAAGCACAGAAGACAACAACAUGAAGGUGAAGCCGACGCAAAAAGCGAUUCUGCUCAACGCAUCCGCCCUGGACUCCCGCAGGCAUGACGCGAACUACGGUAGAACAGCUACUCGAGAGAGAACGCAAGGAAAUGUGAAAGCGAAAGUUGAAGAAAAUUCUACACCUUCUUUACCGCCUCAAAACUAUGCGUUGUCAUCGGCGCAGGCGCGGCCAGACUGUGCUCACUCCUCUGUGGAAGGGCACAGAAAAGCGACACAUUUUAUUUAUCUGAGUUUCCUGACACGAGCUGUGCGCCUCGAGCGGCAACUUCACGCCGUGAGACGCGACCGAGACCGUCUUUUGAAGCGCAUUCGCCUUCUGCAGAAGGACCGGCGGGGGAGACGCACUGCGUUUAGCCCCUCCGCCGUCAACCAGCUGCCAGUGUCCGCUGACUUGGAAAUCCGCAUGGAGACCAGUGAGCGGCCUCAGAAGCCAACUGGAGCAGAUUCCGAAGACGCGACAGCAGCCUACUGCGAAGUCAGGAAAAAGAGAAGUUUGCCAGACAACCAAGGCGUGCAUGAGGCGGAGAACGGCGAAGAGAGAAACGCGGAGGAGGAGGCAGAAGCCGCGAAUGUGCAAAGAGCGCAGAAAGACACGCGCGGUGAUGCCAUCGAAGAGACGACAGAAGAUGGAGGCACACGACGCGAGGAACGUGACACUGGCGCACCACCGCAGCAACUCGCAGCGCGAGGACGCGGAACGGCGAAAGGCGAAAGCGAAGAAGAAGAAAAUGCGGAGACUGGAUCACGCGCUCAAGGUGAAGACAACGGAACAAGCGAGCUCGAACCAUACGCCACCGUGAGGCCUUUUGAGAAGGUGACGAGAGACAGUAGAAGGGAGACCUUCGACGACGCAGAAAGCAGCAUCGUGGAAUGGACGGAAUACUGUGACCGGGAGGAAGGUCAGCGAAGUUUCACGCCUCUCUCCGCGGACACGCGGCGUCAGAGUGGACGGCCGAGUGACACGCCGAUCGGAAAGGGCGAGACAAAGAGAUAUCUCGCCCUACGCAGCAAGAUGGGAGCGAUCUGCCCAAUGGACAGGCACACCCCCCUCGCGCAGGAGUGGCGACAGAAGGAAGCACGGUCUCGAGUCUCGGUCUCUCUCAGAUCUGCGUCACUUGCUCCAGCUUUGCCUCUGCGGCCUUCUUUCGCGUCCGCAUGCGCCUCCUUCCUCGCUUCGUCGGAGUCGCAGCGGCCGCAGAGCCCAGCGGACGAGCUUGCACAGGGGAUGACUGGCGCGCAUGCGAAAGCGUGCGCUGCCCAAGCUUCUGAUGGAGCGCGCCGAGAAGACCUCUGCCGCUCUGGCGACGGCGACCGCUCCAGCGGCUUUUCUGCCUCCCUCGUCCUCCCAUCAACGUGCCGCACCGGCAGACGAGCGGCUACACUCUGUCCGCCGCAGGCCCUGGAGGCAAAAGCGAAUCCAGACGCGGAGUGCGACAAAGAAAAUGAACUCCGGUUUUCCGGCUAA
This is a messenger RNA of Besnoitia besnoiti, 3480 nucleotides long. RefSeq lists its product as uncharacterized. Gene Ontology annotation, molecular function: microtubule motor activity; microtubule binding; ATP binding. Bases 1 to 3480 code for a protein of 1159 amino acids. The transcript is spliced from 8 exons. Gene Ontology annotation, biological process: microtubule-based movement. Gene Ontology annotation, cellular component: kinesin complex; microtubule. NCBI's taxonomy places the organism in Eukaryota, Apicomplexa, Conoidasida, Eucoccidiorida, Sarcocystidae. The record is from RefSeq and is a predicted model, not a curated record.